AUGUCAUCGAACUCAGAUCAGAGCGCCGCGUCGAAAUCUCGAGCGCCAUUUCGAAUGCCAAGAGACAGCCCUGAUGAUUCAAAAGUUGCAGCAAAAGAUGUGAAUGGUCUCGCUUGGAAUCCUUUGGGUCUAUUCACAGAACUUGUGGACUGUUUGGAGAAUAGUCUGUCACUCAUGUCACCUACACCUGUGCAAUCGCUCGUCAUUCCAGAGUUGCUAAAGGAGGAAAGAGAAUCGUUGGCUUUUCUAAGUGCAACUGGUAGUGGAAAAACGUUAGCAUAUUUGCUACCGUUGUUACAACAGCUGAAGCAGCAAGAAAUGUUUGAGGAUUUCGAACGCCGUCCUCGCAGACCUCGUCUACUGGUGCUAGUCCCCACUCGCGAGUUAGCGUUGCAAAUCACAAGCGUUCUGAAAUCACUGUCCCAUUCCAUCAAGAUGAGUUCUCUAGCUUUGGUCGGUGGCCAAGACAAAGGAAAUCAAAGAAAGGCACUUGCCAACCGUCCCGUAGAUGUCGUCGUUGCCACUCCGGGUAGACUUUUGCAACAUUGGAAGGACGAAUCUGUGUUCUUGGGAGGGGUUCAGUCAAUUGUUCUAGAUGAAAUGGACACCAUGUUGGAGCAAGGAUUUCAAAGAGAGCUUAGAGAGAUUCUUUAUCCGCUACUUUACAACAAAAAGCUUGAGAAAGAUAGUACAGCCCCACUCGAACCAAAGAAGAGCCCACCUCAAAUUGUUAUGACAUCUGCUACAAUGACACAGUCGAUUCAAAAGCUCAUUGGAGACAAUCCUAAAACGAGCAAACUGUCAGUUACAGCCAAGCGAUUACAUGGAGGAGGAGAGACAUCACAGGACCCCAAACUACAAUUUCCACCCAUGAAAAUCAUUUCUGCACCAGGUCUGCACAAGGCAAUUCCACGUCUGGACCAAAUCUUUGUCGAUGUUGGUAAUACAGAUAAGAUUAGUCUGUUGGUGGAUGCGGUUGCCUCCCAACGUUCCAAAGCGACAAUUAUCUUCUGCAAUACUGCUUCGUCCGUGCAAGCUGUCCAAUAUGCCCUUACAGAAUCAAGAUUGGAGACACUAUCGUAUCACGGAGAGUUGAACAGUAUCGCCCGCUCGGAGAACCUGCAACGCUUCCGCCAGGGAGCAUCUGGAAAACCGACGAAAGAUGGCAGCGUAGAGCCCAGUAUCUUGGUUUGUACAGACUUAGCUGCGAGGGGAAUCGAUAUACCUGAGGUGGACCAUGUUGUCAUGUUUGACUUUCCUCUUAACGCAAUGGACUACUUGCACCGCAGUGGACGAACAGCUCGCGGUGAAGGACGUGGCAAGGUUACGGCUCUCGUCGCCAAGCGCGACAAGGUUCUAGCCAUGGCCAUUGAGCAAGCAGUUCGACGCGGAGAUGCACUUGAUGGUCUUUCGUCGCGAAAGUCUGAUUACGUUCCUGGCGCUAGGUUUGGUACAAAGAAGAAAACGCCACAAAAAGGAAAACACAGAGGAGCUCCCUCUAAAUCAAGCAGAGCCCCCUCUAAAUCAAGCGGUAGAAGACGAUAG
Cylindrotheca closterium is the source of this 1545-nucleotide messenger RNA. Lineage: Eukaryota; Bacillariophyta; Bacillariophyceae; Bacillariales; Bacillariaceae. The record is from the annotation of a GenBank genome assembly.